AUGGAAAACCUCAACAUCUCCGAUGCCCCUCCCCAGGGGCCCCAGCCCGUUCUCGGCGGCCGCGCGCCGCCUCCCCAACAGACCCCUCAGCUCCCGCCUCAGAUGUUCACCACUGCGGCGCAGCUGCUGGACAUGACCGACAAGAAGCUCAUGGUUGCACUGCGCGACGGGCGCAAACUGAUUGGCGUCCUCCGUAGCUGGGACCAAUUCGCCAACCUCGUUCUUCAAGACACCGUCGAGCGCGUCUACGCCCACCCGGACCCGGAAGCCAACCCGCCCCGCGAAGGGGGCCUCUUUGCGGAUAUCAAGCGCGGCAUCUUCCUUGUUCGCGGCGAGAACGUGCUCCUCCUGGGCGAGAUCGACCUCGACAAGGACGACGACCCACCCGUGGGUUACGAGCCGGGCGAGCUUAAGCUGGUUCAGGGCCUGGCAAACGAGAGGAAGGAGAAGGAGAAGGCGCGCGACAAGGGGCGGAUCAAGAAGCUCAGCACACUGGGCUUCGAGGGCGAGAACAUGGGCGAGAUCCUGCUCUGA
Colletotrichum abscissum is the source of this 534-nucleotide messenger RNA. RefSeq names its product LSM domain-containing protein. Lineage: Eukaryota; Fungi; Ascomycota; Sordariomycetes; Glomerellales; Glomerellaceae. Gene Ontology annotation, biological process: deadenylation-dependent decapping of nuclear-transcribed mRNA. The coding region runs from base 1 to 534 and encodes 177 amino acids. Gene Ontology annotation, cellular component: P-body; Lsm1-7-Pat1 complex. The transcript is spliced from 3 exons. The record is from RefSeq and is a predicted model, not a curated record. Gene Ontology annotation, molecular function: RNA cap binding.